Gekko japonicus is the source of this 4186-nucleotide messenger RNA. RefSeq names its product transcription elongation regulator 1 (gene TCERG1). Gene Ontology annotation, molecular function: transcription coregulator activity; RNA polymerase binding. Gene Ontology annotation, cellular component: nucleus. The coding region runs from base 170 to 3190 and encodes 1006 amino acids. The transcript has 22 exons. NCBI's taxonomy places the organism in Eukaryota, Metazoa, Chordata, Lepidosauria, Squamata, Gekkonidae. The record is from RefSeq and is a predicted model, not a curated record.
GUGCUAGUGGCGGCGCCAGACCUGGUGGCGGCGAAGGGGACGCUGGCGCGGCGGAGCGUUACAAUAAUGAGAUCAGUCAUCAUGCCAACAUUGGUAUUGCACUGGCACUAAAUGGUGGGCAAAAUUGUUUUCCUGAGAGCAUCAGAAGAGCGUUUGUUGGUUACAAAGAAUGGCUCAACAGCAAGCAUUGAGAUUUCGUGGUCCAGCUCCCCCACCAAACACUGUCAUGAGAGGCCCACCACCUCUUAUGCGCCCACCACCACCUUUUGGUAUGAUGCGAGGUCCACCACCACCUCCUCGGCCUCCUUUUGGACGACCUCCAUUUGAUCCAAAUAUGCCUCCAAUGCCGCCCCCGGGAGGAAUUCCUCCACCUAUGGGACCGCCGCAUUUACAGAGACCACCUUUCAUGCCUCCUCCUAUGGGUAAUAUGCCACCACCUCCUGGUAUGAUGUUUCCUCCAGGGAUGCCACCAGUUACUGCCCCUGGAACACCAACAAUGCCUCCUACUGAAGAGAUAUGGGUAGAAAACAAAACUCCAGAUGGAAAGGUUUAUUACUACAAUGCAAGAACGCGUGAAUCAGCAUGGACCAAACCAGAUGGAGUAAAGGUUAUUCAGCAGUCAGAGCUGACACCAAUGCUGGCUGCUCAGGCCCAGGCUCAGGCUCAGGCUCAAGCUCAAGCUCAAGCUGUUGGUGCCUCCACACCAACUACUAGUAGUCCUGCAUCAGCAGUAUCUCCUUCCACAUCAUCAAGUAGUCAGUCUUCAACAACUUCUACUACUACUACAGCAACAUCUGUUUCGCAAACAGUUUCCACACCUACAACACAAGACCAGACCCCCAGCUCAGCUGUUUCAAUUGCUACACCUUCUGUCAGUGUUUCAACUUCUGCUCCUUCUGCUACACCUGUGCAGACUGUACCACAGCCAGUCCCACAGACAUUACCUCCUGCAGUUCCUCAUGCGGUACCUCAGCCAACAGCAGCAAUUCCUGCUUUUCCACCAGUAAUGGUACCUCCAUUUCGAGUUCCCCUUCCUGGCAUGCCUAUUCCGCUUCCAGGUGUAGCAAUGAUGCAAAUAGUCAGCUGCCCGUAUGUAAAGACAGUCGCUACCACCAAGACCGGUGUCUUGCCAGGAAUGGCUCCUCCUAUUGUACCUAUGAUCCAUCCUCAGGUUGCUAUUGCCGCUUCACCUGCUACAUUGGCUGGAGCAACAGCAGUCUCUGAAUGGACAGAGUACAAAACGGCAGAUGGGAAGACUUAUUAUUAUAACAAUAGGACACUAGAAUCAACAUGGGAGAAGCCUCAAGAGCUGAAGGAAAAAGAAAAAGUAGAAGAGAAGAUGAAAGAAAGCAUUAAGGAACCUGCUGAGGAUCCUUUACCUAUGGAGACAGAAGAGGAAGAACCUAAAGUAGAACCUAUCAAAGAACUUAUAAAGGAGGUAAAAGACCUAAUACUACCACAGGAGCCAAAAGAGGAAGAAAUGACAGAAGAAGAAAAGGCAGCUCAGAAAGCAAAACCAGUGGCUACAACCCCUAUUCCUGGUACUCCUUGGUGCGUAGUAUGGACUGGCGACGAGCGGGUUUUCUUUUAUAACCCUACCACUCGUCUGUCUAUGUGGGAUCGACCGGAUGACCUAAUAGGAAGAGCAGAUGUGGACAAAAUUAUUCAAGAGCCUCCUCACAAAAAAGGAAUGGAUGAAGGGAAAAAAACAAUAAAAGAAGAGCAUGAAAUGCUAGAAGAAACCAAUGAUGAUGAACCUAUUAAAGCAAAGAAACGAAAGAAAGAAGAUAACAAAGACAUUGAUUCAGAGAAGGAGGCUGCCAUGGAAGCAGAAAUUAAGGCUGCUCGAGAAAGGGCCAUAGUUCCUCUGGAGGCUCGAAUGAAACAGUUCAAGGACAUGCUUCUAGAGAGAGGGGUUUCUGCUUUUUCUACUUGGGAGAAGGAGCUACAUAAGAUAGUUUUCGAUCCCCGGUACUUGCUUCUUAACCCUAAAGAAAGAAAACAGGUAUUUGAUCAGUAUGUGAAAACCAGAACAGAGGAAAAGGGUAAAGAAAAGAAAAACAAAAUAAUGCAGGCUAAGGAAGAUUUCAAGAAAAUGAUGGAAGAAGCAAAGAUUAAUCCCAGAACUACUUUUAGUGAAUUUGCAGCCAAGCAUGCUAAAGACUCGAGGUUCAAAGCAAUUGAAAAAAUGAAAGAUCGAGAGGCGUUGUUUAAUGAAUUUAUCACAGCAGCAAGAAAGAAGGAAAAAGAAGAUUCGAAGACCCGAGGAGAGAAGAUCAAAAUGGACUUCUUUGAACUGUUGUCUAAUCACCACUUGGACAGUCAGUCUCGCUGGAGCAAAGUGAAGGACAAAGUAGAGACUGACCCACGCUACAAAGCUGUGGAUAGCUCUUCACAAAGGGAGGAUCUUUUUAAGCAGUAUAUUGAAAAAAUAGCCAAAAAUGUGGACUCUGAAAAAGAAAAGGAAUUAGAAAGACAAGCUCGCAUUGAAGCAAGCUUGCGUGAACGUGAGAGAGAAGUUCAGAAAGCUCGUUCUGAGCAGACAAAGGAAAUUGACAGAGAACGAGAACAGCACAAACGGGAAGAGGCCAUUCAGAAUUUCAAAGCUCUUCUGUCUGACAUGGUGCGAUCUUCAGAUGUGUCAUGGUCUGAUACUAGAAGGACACUGCGUAAAGAUCAUCGGUGGGAAUCUGGCUCCCUUCUGGAAAGAGAAGAGAAGGAAAAGCUAUUUAAUGAACAUAUUGAGGCACUUACAAAGAAGAAGAAAGAGCAUUUUCGCCAACUGCUGGAUGAAACUUCAUCAAUUACCUUAACAUCAACAUGGAAAGAAGUAAAGAAAAUCAUUAAAGAAGAUCCCAGGUGCAUUAAAUUCUCUUCCAGUGACAGGAAAAAACAAAGGGAGUUUGAAGAGUAUAUAAGAGACAAAUAUAUUACAGCCAAAGCAGAUUUCCGGACACUUUUGAAAGAGACCAAAUUUAUAACAUACAGAUCCAAAAAGUUGAUUCAAGAAUCUGACCAGCAUCUGAAGGAUAUCGAAAAGAUAUUACAGAAUGACAAACGUUAUUUGGUACUUGACUGUGUGCCGGAAGAGAGACGCAAACUUAUUGUGUCCUAUGUAGAUGAUUUAGAUCGCAGAGGUCCCCCUCCACCACCCACAGCUUCAGAACCUACAAGACGAACAACAAAAUAGUUAUAAUGUACUCUUGAGCAAGAGUAUCUGUUAAGUCAAGAAGCUUGCAUGAGCCAUCUGUCAGGUUUAAUCAUACACAUUACCAUGAACUUACUGCAGAACCAUCCAAGGAGCAGAGGAAAAGCAGCGUUUGUGAACAUAAAGCAGUCCCUUGUACAGAGAGAAUAUUUGCAUUGGUGCUUUUUUCUCUUUGUUGCAUGACUGACAAAUAUUCUAACCAUGCAGCUAUCUCCAGUGAUUUUAAGGUCCUAGAACAAUGAUCUGUGUACAAGAUGUGAAUGUUGGUAGCAUUUGGAGUCAUUCUUCUCAGCAGUGUUAUUUGUGAAAGCCUUGGGAUGAUUGAUAUUUGUGGUCUGAAGUUAAAAACUACAUGAGUACUACAGAUGUCCUAAUGGGAGAUCUAAGGUCAGGCACUCUGAUGAUUAAACUAUUGAUGGCUGAAGGCCCCAGUAAGAUUAUGUCCCUUUGCAAACCUGAAAAUAUAGGGACUAAUUCUUUACUCAUGUGGCCUUUCCUACAUAAAUCAGGAAUAACUCCAUUAAUGUCAGAUCCAGCAUGAGAGGCGAAUGAACCUUGCAGAGACCAAAUUGAAUAAAUACCUUUUGAUCUUGUUCACAGGCCUGCUUUGAUCCCCCAUCCCCCCCAUUAUAGGCACAAUCAAGUUGCUUUGCCCAGUAGUCUGGUAAUGUUUUUGCUGUAAAUUGGAAAUAUACACACACACAAAGCCCAGUGUGUUCCUUCCCAAGAUAGCACGGUUGUACAAAACACUUUUAUUUACCAUAAAGUGAUCUCUACCACCUCUAAAUUAGACUAUGGAUUUCCCUUCUGGAUAUUUCUUGUAAACUAUAUUCCUGUUUUGAAUGUCAAACUUGUGUUUCUAAAGUUUAAUUUUGAAAUGUUGGGAUUGUUCAGUUUAUGUAUUUGAACGACAAUAAACCAACCCUUUUUAUAUAUGGAUUGUAUAUGCCUAGUAAUGGUUUAUUACAUUCUUAUUGA